Dentiscutata erythropus is the source of this 1530-nucleotide messenger RNA. NCBI's taxonomy places the organism in Eukaryota, Fungi, Glomeromycota, Glomeromycetes, Diversisporales, Gigasporaceae. The record is from the annotation of a GenBank genome assembly.
AUGGGAUUAUCUCAAAGCAAACAUCUACCGUGGGAACAAGCGAAACAAUAUGCUGAUCAUAUUCGUAAUCAUGGAAUAACCCAAUUUUUAUCAAUUUAUAAUAAAACAAAAAAUAGGGAUAAAGAUUGUUUAAUUGAAUAUAUGAUAAUUGUAUAUGAUGACGAAGGCAAGAACGCAAAGCUAUCAUUAAGAGGUGCGGAUAUUUUACACGAGUUGCAAAAAGAAGAGGAAGCAUUGGGGAAAGAUGAAGUAGUCGAAGCAUCAUGGCAACCUGAAUACGCAGCGAAUACUUUAAAAAGCCUACUUCGAGUUGAGCAAAAUAUGAAACUCAGAAGAAAAAUUGUAUCCAAACAUUUAGGCCCAAAUGAAAGGAUAACUACUUUGUCCAACUAUCCACGUCUUGGCUGCCCAGGUCAAUUUUUAGAGCCUCAUCAUGAACCAUUUGGGCCUAGAUUAAAAAGUUCAGUAAUAACAGAUAAUAUUAGAGAUCGUCGAGGAUCAGACAUCACUAUAAAUAUACCGAUAUUUCAUGAUAGAAAGGAUUCGAAUUUAUUUCUUGACCGUGAAGGAGCAUUACCAGAUCAUAUAUUUAUGGAUGCUGCUGUUUUUGGACCGGGCAGCUGUAGUCUGCAAACAACCAUUCAAGCUUGUAACAUUGGAGAGGCUAGGAAAUUAUAUGAUCAAUUAGCAAUUUUUGGUCCUAUAAUGUUGGCGUUAACUGCUGCAACACCAAUUUGGCGAGGCUAUCUGUCUGACAUGGAUUGUAGAUGGUUUGCACUUGUGGAAUCUACUGACGAUCGUACAAAAGAAGAACGGGGUUUAGAACCUCUCAAAAAUGAUCGAUUCGUAAUAAAUAAGCCACGUUUUGAUUCAAUUUCUUAUUAUAUAUCAACCGAUAAAACUACUCUAAAGGAAGAGUAUAAUGAUCUAAAUUCUGUGUAUGAUCAAAAUAUUUAUAAAAGAUUAAUAGAUAAUGGGGUUGAUGAACUUUUGGCACGCCAUGUGUCUUAUUUAUUUAUUCGUGAUCCUCUUUUUGUCUCUGAAGACUCGUUGGAUCAAGACGAUGAAUCGCCAUCUGAUCACUUUGAGGUGGAUGAAAAUAAGGUUAUUGCUUAUAAGAGGGAUGCAUUAAAUACCGAAAAAUUUUGGUUCAGAAAGAAUAUAUUUGCAAAUAACGAUGGAGAUGAAGAUGAAUUUGAACAAAUGACUAUUAAUGAAAUUAUAAAUGGUAAUGGUAAAGAUUUUCCAGGGUUAAUUGAUAUAAUGUUACACUAUCUCGAAUCAAUGAACAUUGAUAUUGAAACAAGGUAUCACUUGGAAAAGUACCUUGAGUUUAUUAGCAUGCGCGCUAGUGGGAAAAUCCAAACAGCAGCGACAUGGAUAAGAAAUUUUGUGCGAUCCCAUCCAAAUUAUAACCAUGAUUCAGUAGUAUCUCAAGAAAUUAAUUAUGAUCUUAUAAAAAUGAUGGAAGAAAUACAAAAGGGUCAAGUUAAGGUGCCUGAAUUAUUGAGUGAAUUUAAUGUUCAGUAA